CAGCCUCGUUUCCACCUCUUGAAAUCUGCAUUUUCGAGCCGCUUUACUCCUUCAGACUAUCUUGAGUAACUUUCGGACUUUGCGACGAACAACUUGGAAGAGCUGCAGUGCAUAUGGCUUAAAAGAAAGGAAAGGAAGAUAAAAGACACGCAAAUAUGUCCCGAUGAUGACGACGUGUCCCUGGCUUUGUAAAGCGCGAAAGACAAAGCAAUCGACCAAGCCUAUCUUCUGGGCAAUUGGUACCGUUGCUGUGGUUUCAUUACUCUGGUUCUUUUCGACACCGUCGCAAGCUCCUAUUCCCAUCGUGACCAAAGCGGUUACAGUCCUAACAGGGGAGCCUGUCAGCGGAACGGUAACAUUCCAACAGGCAAAGAUCGGAGAACCUGUCACUGUUAUAGGUGACCUGAAGGGGCUUGUCCCUUCCCAGAAGCGCGGAUUCCACAUUCAUGUUUCGGGAGACCUGAGUGGUGGAUGUGCAAGUGCGGGCUCCCACUUUAACCCGUUCAACAGGAAUCACGGUGCUCCCGGUGACAUUGAAAGACAUGUCGGAGAUUUGGGUAACAUUGAAAGCGACGCCGACGGCAAUGCCAAGUUCAGCUUCGAGGAUCGUUUGAUUUCUUUGAAUGGGCCACUUAGUAUUAUCGGUCGCUCUGUUGUCGUACAUGCGGGUACCGAUGACCUUGGAAAAGGCGGAGACGAUGAGUCUCUUAAGACUGGCAAUGCUGGUGGACGUGCCGCAUGUGGGGUAAUUGGUUUGGCGUAGGAUACUUCGAUCGCACGUUUUGACUUCACGGAAAUGUCGGAAAAAGUUAUCUGCCGUUAUGAUAUGAAAAGAUAAUGACAGCUUACAACCUGGUUGCAACGCGUUGCAACUAGGUUACAACUAGGUUGUAAGCUGUUGCAACGGCAAUCACAAGCAAUUAUUUGCUUGUAACGAGGUUGUAACUGGUUAUAACCUUAACUCAACUAAGGAGACUUGUUGUAACGCCUUAUAACUAAUAUUUUAUUUUUCCGACAAAUAGUUGCGAAUAUUUCUACUAUUUGUGUCUCGGG
Molecule: messenger RNA, 1053 nt
Organism: Somion occarium
Lineage: Eukaryota; Fungi; Basidiomycota; Agaricomycetes; Polyporales; Cerrenaceae
Source: the annotation of a GenBank genome assembly